AUGCAUUUCUACAUAAUAUUUAUUGAGUUAGUAUUUGGUUCUCACCUAUAUUCGAGAUCAAAUGGUAGUGUGGAGAAUCAAAUUUUUAAAGAAUGCUCUUACUCUGGUGCAAAUUCGGAUCACUACCUAUUCCAAUGUAUUUAGCAUUAUGUUUUUGUUCCAAAAUUAGAACUCACUUACAAAUAAGUAGAUAUUAGAUGGUUUAUAUAAUAGAUUGGCAUUUAUUCUUUUGAAAGAAAUGGUGAAAUUUAAUUAAGCAACUAUGUAAUUUGCCAACUCAUCACAACUGAAGAAUAGAAAACCUUAGAAAUAAGAAGGACUCUAUAUACUUAACAUUCAAAUUUGAUUAAGAAGGAAAAUACUCUAAUGUUUUAUGAACUCACAUAAAUAGAUUCAAUCUGUGUGAUGGUAUCGCUCUUAAAAAGAUAAGGUAAACAAGAUUACUUGAUCGAAAUGCAUCCAAUUUAUCCUGGGAAUGUUAAUUAGUUUUAAAGUAUUUCAUACAAAUUCAAUUCAGAAGAUGAUAGAAGCAUUUUUGGAUAUUCAUAAUAUUAUAACAAAGUAAGAAAUGCACUAUUGUUAAUUGUAUUGAAGUAGAAUCAGAUCUAAUUGUUUGAAUACUCUCUAUUUGAUGACUAAUUCAGAGAGGCAUCUACAUACUCUUUAUCUGAAAAUAAAGUUCCUUUUAAGUGGAAAGUGUGGAAAUCAGGUUACAUAAUCAUCACAUAUGAGCAAUUUUAAGUACUAUUUAGCAUAGGUGAGACUUUAUAUGAAAUUUAAGAAAUAUAUUGGUUUGAUUAGCAACCUCUAUAAAUGAUAACUAAUUUUGAUGGAACAGAUUCUAAUUACAUAUUGUAACAAAAUAUGAACUACACUAAAAUAUUUAUUAUUGAAGAAACUCAAUAUUAAUAUUAAUCAAAAUCUGUGAGAUUAAUUCAAAAGAUCGAUUUGUAAUAUUCUAAAAUUGCUUUUCUUUUAGACGAAACUAAAUUGAUAUUAAUUUAUGAUCAAUUUGAAAUAGUAGAAGUCCAUAUUAAAAAUAUAAUAAUGGACUAAUUUUAAUUUUGUUAAUAUGCUAUCGAGGAGUUACCUUAAAUGAAUUUAUAAUCUAUCAAGUAUUAAUAAUCAUAUGAUACAAAAAGUUAAUCAUACUCAGAUGAAUCUGAUGUUAAAGUAACAAAAGAGUGUACAAUGCCUUGUGAUCUAAUAUAUGAACCUUUGAAUAUUUCCUUAUUACCCUAUAAAUCGGAGUGUAUAUUUGAAUCUUUGUAUAAUAAUUUUUUACAUGGUUGCAAUAGAUUUAAUAGUUGUUAUGCUUGUAUGUAUUAAACUGGUUGUGAGUGGAUAGAUGAUAUUUGUUAGACUCAAUAGAGUUACGAGGGAUUAGACUUAAAUUAAGUGAAGGAAAGCUCAAAAUGGUUUGUUAGUAAAAGGUUGAAGUGUGGCUAAGAAAUAGAGUUUAAUUAAACUUACUAUGGGAAUGUUUCAAAAGGUACGGUAUUUACAUUAUUUCAUGAUGCAACUAUUUUAUAAGAAUUUAAUUUGGAUUUUAGUUUAUAAGUAGAAUAAUUAUCAAACGUGAAUUUUAUUUAACAAAGUAUAUGCUUAGGAAAUGAUUUGAUAUAAUUAUGUGAUGAAAUAUUGAUUAAUCAUUUUAACUCUGUUUUUUAAUUUAAAGGAUAUUAUUUUAGAAUAACUUUCGUAAUUUUGGAGGAUAUAAAAGUGAAUGAUCUAACAAUCACAAUCAAGUCACCAGAUUCUUUAAUAGAUUCAGAAAUUUAUCCAAUUUAGAAGCUAGUAGGUUGGUUGAGUUUAACCAUAAUGCUUUUUGGAACUAUCAUUUAUUUAGCAAAUAAAAGAAUGAAUUAUUUAAUUUAGUUAUCUCUUCAAAAUAAUCAGUAGAGAUUAGAUAAUGACAGUCUCUGCAUAGUAAUAGAGUCGAUGAUUAAGGACAAAGUAAUAGUAAAGGAGAGAUUUUCAUAAUAGAUUCUAAAAUAUGAUGAAGACAAGUGUCCUUUCUGUAUUGAGAAAUACUAAAUAUAGCAGGAUAUCAUUUAGAUAUUCUGCGGACAUACUUUUCAUUUAGAUUGUUUUGAAGAUUGGGUAAGAAUUAAUACAAAAUUAGUAAGAUGCCCUAUUUGUAAUUAAACGUAAUAUAAUUAUAUAUAUUUAGGAUUGAAUAUUUUUUAAAGAACAAAGAGCAAUUUAAAAAAUCAAUCAAUGUUUGA
Molecule: messenger RNA, 2228 nt
Organism: Paramecium octaurelia
Lineage: Eukaryota; Ciliophora; Oligohymenophorea; Peniculida; Parameciidae
Source: the annotation of a GenBank genome assembly